UAAACAUAUAAUCAAGGACAUUGAACAAACUGGGGCAGCCUAGUUGGAUGGAACCCUUGGUGAUUGUGUCAAAAAAAAACAAACAAGGACAUUGAUCACACGUACUUUUACCUAUUUGUGCUGUCAACUUUUUAAAUGCUUCCAGGUUGCAUUCCUUUCCACUCUAUCCCUCACAAAUGGACAUCAUAAAACGCAAUCCAGCUAGAGAAGAUUGGUGGGCAGGAUCUGCUCCUUCAGGGCCUUUUAUUUAUACACCAUUCAGCAAAGGAGAGCCAAAUCAUAGCAGUAAGCAUGAGCUGAUUUGGGUUGUUGGAGAACCAGUCCAGGUGUUAGUGGAAUUGGCAAAUCCUUGUAGGUUUGACUUAAUGGUUGAUAGCAUCUAUCUGUCAGUGCAUUCCGGAAACUUCGAUUCUUUUCCAAUUAGUGUAAAUCUCCCAACUAAUUCUUCGAAAGUGAUCACGUUGUCAGGAAUACCAACUAAAAUGGGGCCAGUGACAAUUCCUGGAUGCAUAGUUCAUUGUUUUGGUGUAAUUACUGAACACCUUUUUAAGGAUGUUGAUAACUUGCUCCUUGGAGCAGCACAAGGUCUUGUUCUUUCUGACCCUUUCCGCUGUUGUGGGUCUGCAAAGUUGAAAAAUGUAUCAGUUCCAAAUAUUUCUGUGGUACCCUCACUGCCAUUGCUAGUGUCACUGCUAAAAAAAUGA
Molecule: messenger RNA, 704 nt
Organism: Camellia sinensis
Lineage: Eukaryota; Viridiplantae; Streptophyta; Magnoliopsida; Ericales; Theaceae
Source: RefSeq, a predicted model, not a curated record